This is a messenger RNA of Corticium candelabrum, 1359 nucleotides long. RefSeq lists its product as uncharacterized. The transcript has a single exon. The coding region runs from base 7 to 1188 and encodes 393 amino acids. Lineage: Eukaryota; Metazoa; Porifera; Homoscleromorpha; Homosclerophorida; Plakinidae. The record is from RefSeq and is a predicted model, not a curated record. Gene Ontology annotation, molecular function: protein binding.
UCAAAUAUGGGACGCAAAGUCAAGAGGACGAUAGCAAAGAAGACGGAUCUUAGAGCUAAACGGACGUCAACGAAGAAAAAAAAGAAAAAACUAAGUAAAGCCAGUAGUGCUGAUUUGUUGGAGAUGGCAGAGGAAUGUAUGGCGAUGAUGCAGCCUGAUGUAGCGGCGACCUACUGUCGACAAGCUUUAGAACUAGAACCGGACAGAGUGGAGACGCUCGAGAUGUUGGCAGUUGUGUUGCUGGAGUGUGCACGUGGUGAUGCACGUGGAGAUGCACGUGUUAGCGAUGAAUCGAUUGUGUUAUUACGACGAGCUAUUGAGUUGCAGCCUGAUGACGGCUAUUCCAAGUACAUGUAUCUUGGACAAAUGCUGGAGGGUAGUGAUGCUCUGCAGUGCUAUUUGAAGGGAAUAGCGAUUAUGGAGAGAGAACACGAGGCUGAGAGAAGUGUGAGAAGUGAUAAUGGAACGAGGAGUUGUGAUACAGAUGAGUCUCAGUUGAGUUUGGAUUUGUCUAAUGCCUGUUGCUCUGCUGCUGAAUUGUAUGUGACUGAUUUGUGUCAUGAGGUGGAAGCUGAAGGACAAUGUGAAACGUUUUGUUUAAAAGCAUUGGAAUAUGCACCAGAAAACCCACAAGCUUUACAAGUCUCUUCUUCAUUUCUUUUGAGUGCGAACCGAAUCAAUGAAGCAAGAGAUAGGAUAAAGCGUAGUGUAGCAAUAUGGUUGACUGUUCCAGACGAUUCUGAUCAAGAGGUGUCAUUUGAUAUUAACUCACUUGAGAGGUUUCCGCCAUAUUUUGUACGUAUGAAUUGUGUGAAGAUAUUGAUUGAAGUUGGCGAAUAUGACUUGGCAUAUCAUGUUAUUAGUACUCUGUUAGCAGAAGAUGAUGAGGUUGUGGCUGUUUGGUAUCUUGCUGGGUGGAUGUAUCACUUGCAAGGUGAAGGAUAUUCUGAUGAAGCUGCCAGACAUUUACUACAUGCAAAACAGUUAGCAUCAAAGGUUGUCUGUGAUGAUACAGAUAUGCUGAAACAUGUUGACGAGUUGUUAGCAUCUUUGGAAAAUGUUGAAUUAAAAUUAGGUGAUGACGACGAUGACAAUGACGAUGAUGAUGAUUAUGAUGAGUGUGAUGGUGAUGAGUGUGAUGAGAAUAUUGGGAAUCAAGACGAGAGAGAUAAGCAGAUGAAUGUUUAGGUUUGGUUGCAGUAGAUGGUAGUUGACAGUUUUUGUGAUGCAAAACUUAAUUAAUUACCUAGUAUUGUCAACAGUUUUACAUCUCCAGGUUGAGUCACUACUGUACUGUUUGUUGUUUUAAUUGUCAAAUCAUCUAAGAAUGUGAAUAUUCUGAGUAUUCAAUUAUAUUCA